AUGGAAGUUAAUAAACAAGUCAAAUCACGAUCAACCAUUAAAUAUCCACUUGUAAUAAAUCCUGAAAAAGAUGCAGAAAGAAUCAAUAAAUCUAUCAAACUUAUGAAUCCUGAUGAAGAUGUUAUUAAUGAAAUACUUGGUCACAGAAGUCUUCAGCAACGUUUAGCUAUACAAGAAAUAUACAAACGUUUAUAUGAUAAGGAAAUCACUGAACAUAUUGGUUCUGUAUUAAUUGGCAGUUAUGAUAGUUUAAUCAAAACUUUAUUUAGAAAUCCAAUGGAAAUAUUAGCUAAUGAUUUAUAUAAAGGAAUCAAAAAUCUUGGAUCAAAUUAUCAAAUUAUGACUGAUAUUAUUUGUUGUUGUAAUAAUACUGAAAUUUAUUUACUGAAAAAAGCUUAUGAGAAAGUUUUAAUGAAGGAAGAUCCAAAAGGUUAUAGACAGAGAUCAUUACACAUUGAUAUUAUGAAAGAAUCUAAAGGUUCAUAUAAAUUACUUAUGGAACAAUUAUUAAAAGGUGAAAGAUGUGAAGAUAAUACAAAUAAAAUUGCUGAAUCAACAUCUAUAGUUCAUGGAGGUGUUGAUCAAAAAUUAGUUGAUGAUGAUGUAACAGAAUUGUAUGAAGCAGGAGAAGGACAAAUUGGCAAAGGUGAUCCUUCUAUUUAUAUAUCGAUUCUGUCAAAACGUAGUAAAUAUCAUAUCAGAGAAAUAUGUAAAGCAUAUCAAAAAUACAUUGAACUAAUAAGAAUGAUAAGUCAUCAAACUGGACCAAGUAUUACAUUUCCUGAUCGUAUUAGCGCUGAAAAUGAUGCAGAACAAUUACAUAACGCUUGUAAAUUACUGUCUACGGAUGAAGAAACCAUCACUAAAAUUCUAGGACAUAGAAAUCUACAACAACGUUAUCAAAUAAGAGAAACUUUUCAUAGGCGAUAUAAAAAGGAUUUAGUUCAUGUAUUAUGUAAUGCAACAAAAGGUGAUUAUGAAAGUCUUAUUAAAACUUUAUUUCGUGGAAGUAUACAAAUAUUAGCCCAUGAUUUAUAUAAAGGCUUAAAGAAACCAGAUAUUGUCAAUGAGAUCAUUUGUUGUUGUAAUAAUAAUGAAAUUAUUAUGUUGAAAAAAGCAUAUCAAGAAGUGCUUCAGGAAGAAGAGCCAAAAAAAGCUUCACAGCGUACACUCGAAACUGAUAUAAUCAAAGAAACAAAACCACCAUAUGAACAAUUAUUAGUAGCAUUAUUACAAGGAAAACGUGAUGAAGAUCCAUUGGAAUUAGUAGAAGAAGCUGUAAGAACUAGAAGUACAUCAAGAUUAAUUAAUCGAAGUCAAGUUGAUAAAGAUGUUGAAGAUUUAUAUUAUGCUGGAGAAAAACGUGCAGGUAAAGGUGAUUCUGAAACAUUCAUCAAAAUUCUAACAAAACGAAGUAAAUAUCAUGUAAAAGAAAUAUGGGAUGUAUAUUUAUCAAAAUAUCAUAGUACAAUAGUUGAAGUUAUAUCGAAAAAAUUCUCUGAGCCAUUUAGAUCAGGGUUAAAUACAAUGAUUAUGGCAUUGAUAGAUUUACGUUUGUUAUUAGUCUGUCAAUUAUAUGAUAGUAUGUAUGGACUUGGAACACGAGAGGAUACAUUGAUACGAAUUACCUGUUUACGAUGUGAGAUUGAUAUGAAUACAUUGAAAUCAAUGUAUCGUGAAUAUUUUGGUAAACCAUUAAUUGAAGCUGUACGAGAAGAUACAUCGGGAGAUUUUCGCAAGUUACUCUUGGCAUUAUUGGGAGAAUAA
This is a messenger RNA of Schistosoma mattheei, 1767 nucleotides long. The record is from the annotation of a GenBank genome assembly. NCBI's taxonomy places the organism in Eukaryota, Metazoa, Platyhelminthes, Trematoda, Strigeidida, Schistosomatidae.